UGCAGAUAUCUGUGAUAAGAAGGAAAGACCAAACAGCUAUAUGCAAAUAAAAGACAACGACAUACUUCCCACAGCUGACGACCAGACUACGUCAAAUGACAACCACGGCGAAGAACCUCAAUAUGAGAUACCCGACCCCUUGCAGGUGCAAGACAAUUGUUUCCGUUGCUCCCCUGAAGGCAAAGCGAAUAAAACACAGACAUUUGGAACGUAUGUGAGAAUGAGAACAGGAGACGAUAAGGAUACACAUUCGAAGGCCGAAAAAACGCAAAUAGACUUUCUUCAUCGUCUUCAAGUUCAACGGACUCAGAAAGCGCUUACCUCAUUGUUACUGACAGGAAAAACCCACCAUCGGAAAUAGAUCAAACCGAUGUUCAAACUUCAACAUUGAAAAAAAAAACAAGCGAAAGAAGUAGUUGAUGACAAGCCGGGCGAUACACAUGAUGCUGUCUAUGAAAAUGUUUUACACGGAGGUGCACACUCUAUGUCCAUGCAACAUCCGAAGAUGGACAAAGAACUAACACAUCAGCAGAGCAAAAUAAAAGGAGGGGGCAAGAUUGUGCGUCCAAAGACUGACGUAAAAAUGACCAGACCUAACAAGACGAGACCACAAUCCAUUACAAAUUCGUCUUCGGCUUCGAAAACAAAUUCAGAAAACCCUAUGAUUCGUGUGGAUGGCAGAGACCAUUCGUCGACUUCAAAGAAUCAAGGGGAAUCUCAAUCGAUAAAGAUGAUGGCAAGUGCAAUCGAACAAUCUUUAAAACUUGGAAUAUCGAUGGGGAAAGGAACUCCAAGAAGCCAUUCAUGUGCACAUUUGCAAGGUGCACACAAAGUAUCAUGUGGGUAUCCGGAGAAUCCUGACCAAGAAACACAUGUGCAGCGAAAAAUUAAAGGAGGGCGCAAGAUUGGUCCGUCAAAGACUGACACAAAGACGGAUGUGAAGACCAGGUACCCAAUCGGUACGAAUUCGUGUUCAGCUUUGGAAACAAAUUCAGAAAACGGUUCUGCACAGACAACAAUACCCGUGGUUCAGGGAACUACAACCCCGUUAGAGGAGGAUCCAAUCUAUGAAAACUCCCAAGAUCUGUAUGAGAAUGUGGAUUACCCUGCCGUGAAAAACGAUAAGAGAGCCGGAGCUACAACUAAGUAACAGUCUAGUGGGUCCUUUGACGUUCCUAUUGGUUUAUAUUCUGUUUGUAUUAUUUUGUUUGUUGUUGCUGUAGCUUAUUAUAUAAUACACAGAGACAAUUCGUAAUCAUUGGUUUUAUAAUUUAUCGUAUUAAUUUUGUUUUUCUCCAUUAAAAAUGUUUUUGUAUUUUAUUUAAUUAUAUUAUUGUUUUAUUUAACAUGGACUUAGUAAUUUUAAUAGUCAUGAUACUUAUUCUCAUUGAUCAUGCUGUUUUUCUUUUUUGUACCAGUUUGUACCGGUGCGAAAACUUUCGAAUUGAAUGUACCAAUAUAUAUCUUGUUUUAUGAAGUUAAAGUUAUAUCAGGAUUCGCUUUUCGGAACCCCCCUUCGACGAUGCGUUUUUGCUAUAGCGUUUAAUAAAGAUAACGUUAUAUAAAGACCAUGACUUCGAUCAUCUAUUCGAUGAUGUGUAUUGUUUUAACAGUGUACAUAUCACUUAAGAAUUUCUUUUACAUGAUUGUUUUGUUUUUAUCAUCACAUGAAUAUAUUUAAAGCGAUAUUAAAGGUUUAUAAAAUAUGAACAAUUGUGUGAUAGGAUUAGAAAUUCCUAGUAUAUACGCGUACUGUGAUAGCCUUAAGUGGUAAAUUGAGUUGCCAUAUAAUG
Mya arenaria is the source of this 1793-nucleotide messenger RNA. RefSeq lists its product as uncharacterized. The record is from RefSeq and is a predicted model, not a curated record. The coding region runs from base 485 to 1150 and encodes 221 amino acids. The transcript has 10 exons. NCBI's taxonomy places the organism in Eukaryota, Metazoa, Mollusca, Bivalvia, Myida, Myidae.